AUGUCCUGGGGGCUGAGAGCAGCACCAGGGCCUCCUCCUCCACCAGAGGUGAAGGACAUUGGAGAGAGGAGGGAGCUGGGCUGUGCGCAGAAGCAGCCUCAGGAGCUCGUGAUGGCUGCAGGGGCCCAGAACCUCAGGAACCCCCAGCAGGGCUUCAUGAAGUGCUUGCUGGAGGUGGAGGAGGAGGAAGCCACCCAUCGGAGGGCCUCAAAGGCCCGGGCCCUGCCAGCCCGGAAGUCCCCGAGGACCCUGACCCCUGUGCUCACCUCAGCCCUUGCUGGCAACCCAGCCCCAAGCCUGCCUCUGACCCUGCCUCAAGCUCCCAUCUCGGCCCCUGCCACAGCCCCAUCAUGGGCCCGGCCAACAGUCCCUGGGCCAGUCCCUGCCCCUGUGGGAGCCGCGGUCUUGGCCUCAGUGUCAGGCCCAGUCCUGCCAGCCCCUGCCCCGGACCUGGGCUGGAGAAGGACUGAAAUCUUGCACCAGAACAAUGAGAGGAGCUUGGGCUACACCAAGGCCCGGCGGGAGCCAGAAGAGCGCAGCCUCAAGUUGUAUCAGAGCUGGGAGGAGAGGUCUGAGGAGCCCCUCACCCUGAAGCAAGAAGAAGGAGAUGGUCAUGUGGACUUCGGAGACUUCUUGGCUGUGAUGACAGACACCAAGCGCUUCUUCUGCUCUGUGGAACAGAAUGCCCUGACGGACAUGGCUCCCCCGAACCCCCACACUCUGCUCUUUGAGAUCCUGUCCCUGCUGGUGGAGAUGCUGGCCUUACCAGAGGCAGCCUUAGAGGAAAUCACAAACUACUACCAGAAGAAGCUGAAGGAAGGCACCCACAAGGCCAGAGAGAUGGCAUCGGCCUUAGACCAGCUGCGGUCACGGAAGAAGCUUACCUACAACCCUCAGCAGGCAGACAGCUUGGAAGUCUCAGAACGAAGGGUCCUCAGGAUCCUGAGCCGGCUAAAGCAGCAGAACUACGUUGCCAACCUGCAGAGCCCCUAUGCCCAGGUACCCUGCAUCCCACUCUGCCCGCCCCUGGACAAAAAGAUGGUCAGUCGGAAACAGGGCAACCACUAUAUGCUGGACCAGUGUGCCCCCACCGGCCUGGACCCUGACAUCCGUAGCCUCUUCUUCCAGUCAGGAUCUCAAGGAAGCAGGGAACACAGCUCUGACAGCAGAAAGUGGCUCAGCUCAGUGCCAGCUCGAACCCACUGACCCCCUGCAGUCCUGAUGCUGGGCAGUUGUUCAAGGCCUGCAAAA
Messenger RNA from Galeopterus variegatus (Sunda flying lemur), 1251 nucleotides. RefSeq names its product spermatogenesis associated 21 (gene SPATA21). The coding region runs from base 1 to 1206 and encodes 401 amino acids. Lineage: Eukaryota; Metazoa; Chordata; Mammalia; Dermoptera; Cynocephalidae. The record is from RefSeq and is a predicted model, not a curated record. The transcript has 9 exons. Gene Ontology annotation, molecular function: calcium ion binding.